CGUGUGGCUCGUCUCAUUUGCACGCAUCCUUUCAACGCGAUUCAAAGUGACUCAAACCAACUGCAACCGGGUAUCUCGCCUAUUUACGAUUUGAAUAUAAUAAAUCUGAAAAUAUCUACAUCGUGAUAAGUCUCAAUUAUCAAACAAUUGUUACACCUAAAUCGUUUAUAGUGUCCGAUAUAUGUAUAUGGAACCGUUUGUAAAACUUAAAGUAAAAAUAGAGAGUGAAAUGUUCAACGAGGAAUAUUCUUUUGUUUAAAAACCUUCGACUGAAAUAAAUUUUUGAUACUCAGGAUGAUAUUAGAGAUAUACUUUUAAUGAGUGAAGUAGUUUGUUUUUUUAAGUUCCAUUAUAAUAAUCGUGAGACUAUUUUUUUGCUUGAAUUGACAAGUCAAAUUAUUCAGGAUAAAGAAGUGAAUUCGUUUAUCACCAAAGUGGAUGAUAGUGAAAUCGAACAAUAUACACGUACGUUAUACUUUAAAAGCGAAUUGGGAGCAUAGUACUCGAAAAGCUGUUGAACACUAGAAGACCACAAAAAAGAGCACCUAUGCCCUGAUCCAGUCUUACCAGAUUGGACAAUUCUGUACACGUUGAAUUCAAAAAUUACAACGGUGGACCAAUUGGCAUUUUAAAAACGUCUUUUGGAGUAAACUCAAUUUUUUUAAACGUACUUGAAUCUAUUCUAUAAUGAAUAGUCUAAAUAAAUAUUUCCAAGCACUAAUCGUGAUCGUGACACCAAAUUAAUUAUGUUUUUCGACAAUCGAUAAGUGAACCACAUAAAAUAUUUUGUAAUGAAAUGAUGUUGGGCGAAGUGACGUGAGCAUAAAUUAAUUACAUCAGUAAUUGUUUAUACGAUAUAGAAACUUUGAAACAUUAAAAUAAAACUACGGACUUUCUAUUAAUAAAUAAUUAAUUUCAAUAAUUUGGUAUUUUAUAUAUUAAAGAAAAAGAUUGUAACUGUAGCGUUCGCAAUCAAAUAAUAUAAUUUAAAAGCUUUAAUAAAAUUGAGGGUGGGUGGGUGGAAUCUUCGAGUGAAAAGAUAAUUCUAGUGGAACUUUUUGUGAAAUUCAACGUUAAAUUAAGUUUUUAAAAUGAAGUUCAUAACCUCCCUCUUCGGGGUGGAAUCUCCGAAGAAAGUCGGCAGGCAGUACAUGAAGGUGGGCAGGAACGCCCUUUUUGGCAUCAAAUCACGGAAAGGUGGUGAAAUUCGACCGGAACAAAUACCGAAGCCUCUCAGCAUAAUUAUUUCGGAAUGCGGCAAGCUGAAACACAGUAGGAUUGCUGUCAUUCUUUUUGGUCUGCUGGCUUUGACAAUCGGUAUAAUCCUGUGCACCAUACCAUGGGUCGAUUACGUUAUUUUAAGGCAAUUAAGGCUGUGGAAUGGAUCGCUAUCUUUCCAGUAUUGGCAAAAACCGGGUGUCGUGCGACUGACCAAAGUCUACAUUUUCAAUGUGACCAACAGUGAAAAUUUCUUAAAUUUCAACGAGAAACCGAAACUUCAGGAGAUUGGACCAUUUGUUUAUAAGGAAGAUAUGGAGAAAGUGAACAUUGCUUUUCACGACAAUGGAACGGUGACUUAUCAGCACAAAAAAAUCCUCAACUUCGUGCCAGAAAUGUCCAAAGAUGGAAAUCUGCAGGUUUUGGUGCCCAAUAUACCUCUGCUCACUUUAUCAACACAAAGCAAAAGUCUUCCAGGAUUUUUAACUGCGGGUCUUUCAAUAUUCCUAAGUGGAAUGGACAUGAAACCAUUCGUUCCAAUCACCGCUCAAGAGCUUGUUUUUGGCUACGACGAUCCACUGGUGAGCCUGGCGCAUCGAUUUUUUCCAAAAACGCGAAGACCUAUGAGUCAAAUGGGUCUUCUCCUUGGGAGAAAUGGCACUUUGAAUGAGGUAUCAACCAUUUAUACGGGUCACACAGGCAUGACAAAUUUUGGAAUCAUAAAUAGGCUCAAUGGUCUAGAUCGAUUGCCAUAUUGGCCAGACGCACCUUGCAAUUCCAUCCGUGCUUCAGAAGGUUCGUUUUUCCCGCCCCGGGAUACAACAGGGGAAGACAUCGUUCAUAUAUGGGAUAAGGAUCUUUGUCGUGUGUUGCCACUGCAAUAUCGUGGACCGUCGGAAAAAACUGGAAUAAAGGCCGACUUGUACACUCCAUCGGAUACUAUAUUCGAUCCUCCAUCGGCAACGACACCUGAUAACGAAUGCUUUUGUCCGGAUAACCCGAAAGAUUGUCCGCUCAAAGGAUUACAGGAUAUAAGUCCUUGCCAAUACAGUGCUCCAGUCUACAUAUCGUUCCCGCAUUUUUACAAAGCAGAUCCUCGCCUCUUGGACGCAGUGAGUGGCUUGAAGCCAGUGCCAAAAUUACACGAAACGUAUUUCAAAAUACAACCGAAAUUGGGAGUACCUGUAGAAGGCAAAGUUCGCGUUCAACUGAAUUUGAAGGUGGAGCGUCAAGCAAAUAUUGGAGUAGUUGCCAACUUCCCGGAUAUCGUUUUUCCAAUAAUGUGGCUGGAGGAAGGGAUUGAGGAGUUGACACCGCCUAUUAGAAGAUGGGUUUAUCUUUCAACAACAUUUGCCGACGUGGCAGCGCCUUGUAUCAAUUACGGUUUAAUUCUAGUCGGAUUUAUAGCAAUAAUCGCUGCUGUCGGAAAGACUUACAACGACGUGAUAUUUAUGCACGAAGCUAUUGAAAUGAGCAAAAGAACAAUUAGAAGAGGUUCCUCUAUUAUAGGCACACAGCACAGGCUGCUCGUGGUUAGAGAGUCUUACGUUUUAUUAAAUAACGACAUGGAGGAAAACAAGGAAAUGGUUGAAGUAUAAUAAGACGGUACUAAGGACAAGUACUUGAAUCAGAUCAAAAUAUGUCCAAAUUAUCAAAUACAUAAAGCGGGUACUCCAUUUCUGCAGUAUUGUAAGAUAAAAACAUGUUGAUCCUCGAUGCAACACAGCACACGUUCGUAAAACCGUUUAUACGUGUGAAUCAUUGUUGGGAUCUUUAAAGAUAUAUACAUAUAUAUUGUACUAAUA
Messenger RNA from Cephus cinctus (wheat stem sawfly), 3023 nucleotides. RefSeq names its product scavenger receptor class B member 1 (gene dsb). Gene Ontology annotation, cellular component: cytoplasm; membrane. NCBI's taxonomy places the organism in Eukaryota, Metazoa, Arthropoda, Insecta, Hymenoptera, Cephidae. Gene Ontology annotation, molecular function: scavenger receptor activity. The coding region runs from base 1092 to 2816 and encodes 574 amino acids. The transcript has 10 exons. The record is from RefSeq and is a predicted model, not a curated record.